Musa acuminata subsp. malaccensis (wild Malaysian banana) is the source of this 602-nucleotide messenger RNA. Its product is annotated as actin-depolymerizing factor-like. Gene Ontology annotation, cellular component: actin cytoskeleton; cytoplasm. Gene Ontology annotation, biological process: actin filament depolymerization. The record is from RefSeq and is a predicted model, not a curated record. Gene Ontology annotation, molecular function: actin filament binding. NCBI's taxonomy places the organism in Eukaryota, Viridiplantae, Streptophyta, Magnoliopsida, Zingiberales, Musaceae.
CCUUCUCCUUUCUUUUCCCAUUCACCGCGAAGAAAGCAUGGCGAACUCGGCGUCGGGAAUGGCGGUGCAUGAUGAGUGCAAGCUCAAGUUCCUGGAGCUGAAGGCCAAGAGGAACUUCCGCUUCAUCGUCUUCAAGAUCAACGAGAAGCUGCAGCAGGUGACGGUGGAGAAGCUCGGCCAGCCCGAUGAUAGCUACGACGAUCUCACCGCAUCCCUGCCACCCAACGAGUGCCGCUAUGCCGUCUUCGAUUUCGACUUCGUCACCGACGAGAACUGCCAGAAGAGCAAGAUCUUCUUCAUUUCUUGGGCUCCUGAUGCAUCAAAGGUGAGGAGCAAGAUGCUGUAUGCCAGUUCCAAGGACAGAUUCAAGAGGGAGCUUGAUGGCAUACAAGUGGAGUUGCAGGCCACGGAACCUAGUGAGAUGAGCAUUGAUAUCGUGAAAGGGCGAGCUUUAUAACCCAUUCUCCACUCGGGACCUUCAUCCGGUACUGAGUUGUGCAGUAGCCGAUGCUGAUGAUGAUGAAAUUAGGUUUCUUCAACCAUGUCAAUGAUUGCUUUCAAAAAAUGAGGAUCGCAAAUCCAUCGAGUGCGUCUAAAGCCUU